Syngnathus acus (greater pipefish) is the source of this 2714-nucleotide messenger RNA. RefSeq names its product dynein assembly factor 5, axonemal-like. Gene Ontology annotation, molecular function: dynein intermediate chain binding. Gene Ontology annotation, cellular component: cytoplasm. Bases 32 to 2569 code for a protein of 845 amino acids. Gene Ontology annotation, biological process: cilium movement; inner dynein arm assembly; outer dynein arm assembly. The transcript has 13 exons. The record is from RefSeq and is a predicted model, not a curated record. NCBI's taxonomy places the organism in Eukaryota, Metazoa, Chordata, Actinopteri, Syngnathiformes, Syngnathidae.
UUGUUUGGUUGUCAUAACGACCACAGCUAAGAUGGCGGCCACGGCUUCAAAUGACGAGCACGUUUCUGCGGAAGUUUUGCGAGGACUCACCCGGCAUUUAAACUGUCUCGGCGAAGACAACAAGUCGACGAGGAAGAGAGCCCUGGAGUCCAUCAAGAGAGAGACGGUGGACAAAAAGCUGUCGGGCGUCGUCUUCCAGGAGCUUUUCUCAGCCCUCCUCAAGCCUCUCCUCAAGUGUCUGUCCGAUCCGAUGGAAAGAUGUAGAGAAAUCGCCAUUUUGCUCAUAAGCGACUUUAUUCGCUGCGUCCCCGAACCGCAAGAGUCGUUGCCUUAUCUCAUGCCUUGCUUGGCGCAGCGGUUCGGGGAGAAGGAGACCCUGGAGCCGGCGGAGGAGCUGCGCUUGUCCGCUGUGGAGAUGUUGACUCUGACGGUGGACGUGUGUGGAAAGCAGCUGGCGCCUUAUCUGAACGAAAUGAUCGACAUAUUGCGGAGAACACUGGUCGACCCUUUUCCCGAUGUCAAAAGGGAAAGCUGCAGAUGCACCGUUAACUUUGCCAAGUGUGUGCCAGAGCAUUUCCACAUGCAGGCUGAGAGUCUAGUGAUGCCGCUCAUGCAGACGAUCGCUCAUCAGCACUCCAAGGUGCGGGUGUCUGUCAUCGAGGCUACCGGGGCGGUCGUUCAGCAUGGCACUGGGAAAAACGUGGACAACGUCUUGUCUCACCUGGCGCAGAGGCUGUUUGAUGACUCGCCGCAGGUGAGGAAAGCAGUAACUUUGGUGGUCGGCGAUUGGCUGCUCAAAUUAAUGGACAGGUACUCCUACUUCCACAAACUCAUUCCUCUCCUGCUGAGCGGUCUUACGGAUGAGAUUCCCGAAAUAAGACUUUUGUCGGCUGAUUUAUGGCAGCGGGUCGGCGCUCAGUGGGAGAAGGAGAACGAGGACGACCUCAAAGACAAGAUGGACUUUCUGCUCACCCCACCGCAAUUUUACCCACUGGGAGUGGAGCGUCCAGGUCUGGGCUGCAGAGAACUGGUGGCGAGGAACCUGUACAGACUGGUGCCGGCCAUCGGCCACGACCUGAGCGAUUGGCUGGUCGCCACCCGGGUCCGAACCUCGCGACUGCUGUCGGUGCUGCUGCUCCACGCCGAGGAGCACAGCACGCAGCACCUCCAGUCUCUCUUGGUCCUCCUCUACCGGGCCUGCGCCGACUCUGAGAGGGACGUGGUCCACAAUUGCCUGGCCGCCGCUAAAGUGUUGGGUGCCUUCGUCUCACCCGAGGUCUUCCUCAAGCUGCUCCUGGAUCACGUCGAUGCCCCCGCUUCUUUGCAUCCAUGGUCCGCCCUCAUGGUGCUGUGCGGCAUGCUGGGAGGAUGCCCCAAAACUCUCCUGGGACCGCACCUCCGGCGGAUCGCCGACACGCUGGCCCAACCUGACGUCUGCCAGGAAUAUCAACAGAUUGCCUACGUGGAGCAAUUGCUGGCCUGCGUGGACACGCUGCUGCACCAGUGUGGGUCCGACUGCCGCCCGAUCAGCCUGCAGCUGCUGCAGGUGCUGGUCACUGUCCAGAGCCUCUCUGCUGAGCCUGGCCUCAGCCAGAAGGCCCUGGAGUGCGUCCAGCGGUUGUGUGAGGUCCAGGGCCUGGGCUCGGUGCCGGCGCUCUACAGGCAACACAUGGGCCAGCUGCUGGACUGGCUGUCCGCGUCUGUCAACACCUGGUCCGCUUAUUCGCCGCACCGACUCCAAAUGCACAUCGUCCUGGUGCAGUCAGGUCCAGUUAUGGGAGAGUUUGUGAGCCAGUUGAUGAUGCUGCUUCACACCUGCCUCCAGCCAGACAGAGACCAAGAGAUGAGGAUGAACGUCUUCACCAUGCUCGCUAAGUUGCUGCUGGACGGAGGCAACACGCUGGACUCUCAGGGACUUUUCAGGGCUCAGUCUGAGAAGUUCCUGUGUGAGGUGCUGCUUCCAAACCUGGUGUGGCGAGCCGGCCGUACUGCCGGCGCCCUACGGACCGCUGCCCUCAGCUGUCUACUUGCCUUGCUGCAGGGAGGAGGCGUCACGUCGCAACAACUGCUGCGCGCAGAGGAGCAGCUGGUCCCGCAGGUGCUGUCGUCUCUAGACGAGGACUCCCCGAUGGGCCGGCUGCUGGCCUGUCGCUCGCUGUGCGCCGUCCUCGGACUGGUGGGAUCGUCUCUGGGCCAGGAGGCCCUCAACAAGAUCUACCCCGAGCUGCUGAAGCGUCUCGACGACAGCAGCGAGGAUGUGCGCGGCGAGGCCCUCCGUGCACUCGGCCUGUGGUUGUCCAGCCUGGGCGCAGAGUACGACACAGGACUGUGCGCGUCACACCUGCAGUUCCUCUUCCAGCAGCUCCUCUUGCACCUGGAUGACCCCGACGGCGCUGUGCAAGACCAAGUGCUCGAGGUGCUGAAGACGGGCAGCUUGGUCCUUCCGGCGCUCCUCAAGAAGGAAGUGGAAGCCGCCAGGGACAACCACCGCACUUGCCACCACUGCGACCGUCUGCUACAGCACAUCGAUGCCAUUCAGGCGCACGGUGGUAGCCGUUCCCCUCACUGACGGUCUGCUCGCUGAUGGAACGCAUUCUUAUCAUUGGACAACAGAGAGGCCUCGGCCCGCCUUGUUCCGUUUUACGAGCCUUUGCCUUCAUCGGUCGUGGACUGUCGCCGCCAAUAAUUGUCCAAUAAAAAGCAUUGUGUGAGAA